This is a messenger RNA of Prorocentrum cordatum, 1487 nucleotides long. The record is from the annotation of a GenBank genome assembly. Lineage: Eukaryota; Dinophyceae; Prorocentrales; Prorocentraceae.
AGCCAUUUCGCGCCCGAGCGGCCCCCCCUGCACGGGGCGCGCAAGGGUGUUUCGCGGGCCAACUUCGAAAUGGCACUGCUCGCGAGAGCCGACAUCGAGAGGCAUGGCGCCCCACGUCAUCAGCCACAAUGCUGAGAUCAGGCGCGUGCGCACCCGCCAGGAGACUGGGCUCCCUCCGCCCUCCCUUCCUUUCCCUCGUCGUCCUCUUGCUCCUCCUUCCCCUUCCCCUCGUCAGUCUGGCGAGCUGCAGCGCCGGCAAUCCGAGCGCCGCGGCGGAAGUGCAGGCAAAGCAUGGGCUUGAUCAGCUACAGUGUAGGGAUCAGGCCGUGCGAGAAGGCAAGCAGUGGCAGUUGGCGCUGGCGCUGCGAAGAAACUGCGGGUGGGCCACGAUCAGCAGGACCGCUGGGAGCAGCCCGUGGGAGAAAGGGGGCAAGCAGUGGCAGCCGACGCUGGCGCUGCGAGAAAAGUGCGGGUGGGCCACGAUCAGCAACAACGCUGGGAGCAGCCCGUGCGAGCAAGAAGGCAGGCAGUGGCAGCAGGCGCUGGCACUGUGUCCAGGUGAAGGACGAGCCCGAUGCCGUCAGCUACAUCCGACGCGACGUUGGAAGCCGGCGGUGAGGAGGGAGGCCGUUCAAGGACGAGCCCGAUGCCAUCAGCCACAGCGUUGGGAUCAGGGCAAGGUGAAGACAUGUAAGGAAGGCGAGCAGUGCACUAGUAACGUCAUCAGCUACCAAGCUGGGAUCAGCUCGGGUGCGAAGGCAAGCAGUGGCAGCAGGAGCUGGCAAUGCGAGAAGGGCAUGCAGUGGCAGCAGGAUCUGGCAUUGCGAGAAAAUGUCAAGUGCAGGAGCGGACAUCUUCAGUUACAGCGCUGGGAUCAGCUCGUGUGCGGAAGGGCUGGGAGUCAGUGGAAGCACCUUGCGAGAAGCGGGGGGCGAAGCUGGAGCCCAAUAUUGUCGGGCACUCUGUGGCAAACCUCUUGCGAGAAGCGGGGGGCGAAGCUGGAGCCCACUAGUGUCGAGAGCUCAGGGCCAACCUCUUGCGAGAAGUGGGGGGCGAAGUUAGAGCCCAGUAUCGGUGGGAGCUCUGUGAGAAGCCUCUUGCGGGAAGCGGGGGGUGAAGCUGGGGCCAAAUUUAGUCGAGAGCUCUGGGCAAGUUUCGUGCGAGAAGUGGGGGGCGCAGCUGGAGCCCAAUAUCUUAGCUACAACGCUGGCAUCAACUCGUGCGAGAAGGGGAAGACAGGCAGCGGCAGCAAGGACUGUCAGGCGUGUCAGCCGCGUUCUAGGCCAAGCUUUUCUGGCGGUCAGUGUAAGUGGACGGUAUUGUGAAGGAGGUAUCCACCAUCCCGAACGAGAACGGCCAAGGGUAGACUGAUUCGUUAUGGGAGUGCGGCAAUUCACCAGGAACGCCUAUGUAAGUACGGCCUGCAAGGCGUGAGGCGGCUUGCGUGGUGCUCUCCAUCUGCGUAAGUCCUAAGUAGCACAAUCCUA